UACAUAUUUUCGUAUCGUUUAUAUGCUUCUCUCCACAGAAUACUUGGCAAAGAUUGAGAACUACCGGUAUCCUUUACGACGCAGUUCCAAACCCUCCAUACAGAAUUGGAUAUCCAAUGCACGUUAAGGUGGCCCGGCGGCGCUUCCAGUCUUCGACAAGCACCUCAGCGUUUGGUUGGAUAUACUGUGGAUCCCAUAACUUCAGCCCGGCAGCCUGGGGUCGUCUUCUUCCCCCUUCAACAGUGGAAGCAGGUUCUGCUGCAAGAUUACGUAUAUUCAAUUAUGAGCUGGGCAUCCUCUUAAUUGUUCCCCCGCCCAGCAAGGUGGAAGGAGACUCUGGCAAUUUAUGCAAUCUUGAUGAUUUUCAGUUGCCAUUUGUGAUGCCUGCGCCGAGGUACUGUGGCGGCGACAGGCCAGCUACAGCGUUUGCCAUGCGAGGGGCGGUGGCUGAGUUGACGGAGCAAGACUGUCAAGGAAUGGAUGAGGAGGAUGUUGCUGAUGAGGAAGUAAUUGGACCGUCGGAGUAUGUUGCAGAAGAAAGUGAGGAUGACAAAAUCUAUGCGGAGAUGCUUUGGAGCCAGGUUGGUUCUUCUGAUGGCUUUUGACUUGGUUUACUAUACUUGUGUUUGCCGUUGCUGUCUUGAUUUGUUUUUGGUCCAGCUUUUUUGAACGCUCAAAUUUUAUCUGUUUACAAAAUAUCACCACCAGAAACAAUAGGUGUUUAUCU
Dendrobium catenatum is the source of this 727-nucleotide messenger RNA. RefSeq lists its product as uncharacterized. Lineage: Eukaryota; Viridiplantae; Streptophyta; Magnoliopsida; Asparagales; Orchidaceae. Bases 117 to 605 code for a protein of 162 amino acids. The record is from RefSeq and is a predicted model, not a curated record. The transcript is spliced from 2 exons. Gene Ontology annotation, cellular component: nucleus. Gene Ontology annotation, biological process: DNA repair. Gene Ontology annotation, molecular function: phosphoric diester hydrolase activity.